AUCAAGAGGCUUCUCAAAUUGAAGGUUGACGCUCUCAGCAUGUGCACGCAUAACAGGAACUCGUAUACAGGUUGCAGUCACUUUAACAUUCAUGUCAUUCCACAACAGAGGCGGAGGAGGAGGCGAAUCUGAAAUUUCAGCCGAAGAAGAUGGAGAAGACGAAGUAGACGAAUUGCUAGCCUUCGAUCUAGCUUCGUCUAUUUCUUCCUCGUUCUCAGCGAGAAGGGCGAUGGCGGAUCCGACGGCGGCGACACCACCUUCGUCGACCAUGAUGGCGGCCAAGUAACCGUCAUAGAAGGUCUCGACGUCCAUGUCGGCGUUGUCGGACUCGAUGACGACUACACUCUCGCCCUUGGAGAGCUUGUCACCAUACAAUAUUGGGCUUUCUAGACCCGCGCCGUUCGAAUCUCGGAUCUCGGCCGCGUACUUGCCCCCCGGCCUUCGCCGGACUCCUCUGUAAUGUACUCUCUCCUCCUCUGUAUCCAAAGGUAGCGUCGAUGGUUGAGUUGACUCGGCUAAGUCCAAAAUUUGGUAUGACGACCUCUGCUGAGCCACAUCGAUCUUCAACGAAGGCCUGCGGUCAUUGAAUCUUUGCUCAGAAUUCGAUUGACAGUCCAAAUUUGGUUGUGACGACCUCUGUUACUUUGAUCAUUGCAGGAUGCCGACCUCUGUUGAUUAAUUUUGGGUUUUGAGUUGAGAUUUUGGGUUUGGGUUUUGGUGGCCGCCCGUUGGCAUCACUGGAGAAAUAGCCGAAGCUCCACCCAUUUUCCGGCGAUCUCUUCUCUUACAGUCGCCACGGAUGUUGAAGAUGUUGAGGGGGGUAAUUUCGUCCCAAAAUUUGGUUAGAAAAUCACUUGAACGAAAGUUAGUUAGAAUAUCCGAGGGGGUUAUUUGCUAAAACAUUUCAUAGAGGGGUUAUUUGCUAAGAGGUGAAAGUCAGAGGGAGUUAUUUGCAGUUCGCCUGACUUUAGACGACGUCAACCCAGUCAACCUUCGCCGAUGCUUCAUAAAAUAACAACGACUAUGCUAUUUUUGAGCUUAUUUUUGUCUACUUACACAAACCUCAGAAGAGAAGAGAUAUUGCUUCCCAUUUUUUCAUUUCAUAUACAAAAUCCGACCAUGCCAGGUAAUGCAAUGCGGAAGGGAGUGGUGUUUUUGGCAUUAGUUAUGGUUGCUCUGAUAACACACCUAGUGGAGACACUAUAUACAGUUUUCACGUUCUCUGUUGCCAUUUAUGUUAUACUGAAAGUUAAUAUCGAAAAAUUGAUGUUGUUUGUAUUAGGUACUGCAAUGCGGAAGGGAGUGUUGUUUUUGGCAUUAGUUAUGGUUGCUCUGAAAACACAAUUAGUGGAGACACUAUACAACAUAUUAAUUGAACUUCUAAAGACUAUAUGGACAUUCAAUGCAAAGUGCAUCGGACCGUUUUCUUUUUGGGUAUGGAAGUGCAUGAAAGUGUUGUUUUUGGCAAUUGGUAUUGUUCGGGUGACAUUAGAGUUCAUGGAGACACUAUCCAAAAGUUUUGAGUUUCUCAAGAAAACAUGGACAUUCAUUAAGGGAAUAAACGCCAAUUAUCAUCAAGGACGGGAAGAAUCAAAAUACUGAAACAAAACCUUGUUUCUUCAACCUAGUUUAUGUAGCACUACUUGAUUAACACUCUAUUCAACAGAUGAAAUUGUAUGAGAGUGAACUUCAUCAGCUACUGGUGGUUCCCCUUUUUAUUUACUCUAAAUUGUACUUUUUCCCCAAAUAUACUAAAACAUUUUGAACUUUGGCA
This is a messenger RNA of Cornus florida, 1774 nucleotides long. RefSeq lists its product as uncharacterized. Lineage: Eukaryota; Viridiplantae; Streptophyta; Magnoliopsida; Cornales; Cornaceae. The coding region runs from base 1000 to 1602 and encodes 200 amino acids. The record is from RefSeq and is a predicted model, not a curated record. The transcript has 3 exons.